Messenger RNA from Monoraphidium neglectum, 1641 nucleotides. RefSeq lists its product as hypothetical. The annotation marks the transcript as partial. The transcript has 9 exons. The record is from RefSeq and is a predicted model, not a curated record. NCBI's taxonomy places the organism in Eukaryota, Viridiplantae, Chlorophyta, Chlorophyceae, Sphaeropleales, Selenastraceae.
AUGCCUCUUAGGCUCGAAGCCAAGCUGUGGCUGGCAUGGGUGCUGCUGGUGGCGCACGCGCAGCGGUAUGGCCAUGCAGCGGCGGUCCCAGCGCCUGUGGCAUUGCAGCGAAUGCCUCGGGCGCUGCGCCAGGCGGCUGUGCCCGUGCAGCUCGUCAUGGGAUGCCCGUGCCUCGAUGAGUGGAGUAUCGAGGUGAACGGGACCCCAAAGACGUUCCGCGGUUGCGCCAACCCGGACGGCGACGUGCUGCCCUGGUGCCUGGUCGAUAUCAAGGAUCACAGCUGCAAUGGGUAUCAGGGCGUCUACCCAUCUUCCAACAGGACCGGCUCAUCCGAAGGCCAACUGUACUACGACUACUGCACCACCAGCCGCGACGUGACAAACCUCGGCUGCCUGUGCAAAGCCGUGUGGGAGCUGCCGGGCACCAACGCCAUGCACGGAAAGCCCUACCACAACUCGAGCGGCGUGAUCAUCGGCGGCAAGUGCGCCGACGCGCCCAACCCCGACGGCAGCGCCGCGGGCGGGCCGUGGUGCGAGACGGUGGCGAAGACGUGCAGCAACAACCCCAAGGCCUCGGACGUGCCGACCUACAGCCGCGACUUUGACUAUUGCACUUCCAAUACGGCCUACCAGGCGGUACGCGAGCGCCUGCUGCCUCUCGACCGCGCCGCCGCCGGCGGCCUGCCGCCGAUCCCCGACACGCCCGCCUACGCGUUCGCGCGGCGCGAGGGCGUCGCGGCGCUCGGCGGCUACAUCUCGACGACGCAGUCCGGCUGCAAGUGCAGUCCGUGGUCCUGGACUUACUUUGACCUGGUGACGGGGGCGCCGAACGGCAGCUACAUCGGCUGCGCGGACCCGGACCCGACGCACCUGACGCGCGGGGCGUGGUGCCCGGUCGACCCCAGGGAGUGCCCCAGCUAUUUUGCGACGUACACGGCGGGCACGGGCGCGGGCAGCAAGAUGAUCUACUUUGACUACUGCGGGGAGGUCAGGCAGCGCACGGCGGCGGGCUGCCUCUGCCAGGGGGAGUGGUAUGACAACAGCUCGCACCUACACUGGGGCGUCUGCGCCGUCGCACCCCAUUGGCAGCACAGAGUGAACGUGCCGUGGUGCACCAUCGACCGGUCAACCUGCACCGGCGUGCCGGCCGGGAACGGGGACGACUGGCACUGGGACGUCUGCAACACGACCGGCGCCGCCCUGGGCGCCGGCGCGUCGCCGCACGCCGCGCCGCUGCGCGCCGCGCAGAUUGCGGGCGUCGCCGUUGGUGCGAGCGCGGCGGCGAUGCUGCUGCUGCUCGCCGCCGUCGCGCUGCAGCGGCGCCGGGCCGCAUCGGCGUCGGCGGGGCACCUGCUGCCAAGAAAAGACGGUAAGUUGGGCGCGGGCCGCGGCGGCAGCGGCGGCUACAGCGACGGCUGGCGGGACGGCGCGUUUGGCGGCGGCGGGGGCGGCGGCGGCGGCACGGACGGGCAGCUUAUCAUUACUGUGGCCGACGUGUUUUCAAAAGAGAACAGGGACGAGGUCGUGCGGCUGUGGCUCAUGCCCAUCGACGGCGACGCGGGCGCCAACGCGCGGCUGUUCGGGACGCCCCUCAGCGCCUCGGGCCGCAGCAAGCGCCUGGCGCACAGCACAGACACCCAG